Molecule: messenger RNA, 1026 nt
Organism: Meleagris gallopavo (turkey)
Lineage: Eukaryota; Metazoa; Chordata; Aves; Galliformes; Phasianidae
Gene: CCDC32
Product: coiled-coil domain containing 32
Biological process (GO): cilium organization
Source: RefSeq, a predicted model, not a curated record
AGGUGCCAAUCGGCGCUCUGCCAGAAGUCGCUGUGACUUCCCGUGUUGGCGGUGCUGAGGCGCGGGGUGACAGUUGGACGGUCGUGCUGUGACCCGAACUACCGCAUCCCGGAGAGCUGUGGUGACACGAGUCGAGGGCCUUCAUGAUGAGAAUGAUUGAGAGCGUCGACUCCGUGGUUACCAGGCCCAGCGAGGACCUCUGGGCUGAAAUCUGCUCGUGUCUGCCACAUCCAGACCAGAAGGAUGCCAGCGAGGCCUUCACUGACUCAUUCCUGGAUUCCUACACAAACGGAGGAAGCCAGGGCAAUGGGGUCCCUUCCCAACCAAACCCAAAGCCCUGGGCACCCCUGAACGACUCAGAGGUGUAUUUAGCAUCCCUAGAGAGAAAGCUGAUGAGAAUUAAAGGUUUGUCUCAAGAGGUGACCUCCAAGGACAUGCUGCGUACUCUGUCACAAGCUAAGAAGGAAUGCUGGGACAGGUUCCUCCAGGAGAAGUUUGAGUCUGAAUUUUACAUAGAGGGACACGAAUCUGAUGAGAGCACCCUGGAGCAUCUAAAGCGAUGGCUGCAACCUGAUAAAGUGGCCAUCAAUACUGAAGAGGUACAGUACCUCAUCCCUCCAGAAUCACAGGUAGAGAAACAGGAGACUGAAGAAGAGCAUCCAGCGGCUGAGCAGUGAGAUAUGCAGCAGCCAUGCCACAGAGCUGCCUCUUAUCCAACCCUGAUGAAGCUGUGUGCAGCAACAGUAAUGCUAGGAAGAGGGUGGGGUGGGUAAUGAGUGCCAAUUGUUAGUCAUCCAAAGACAAUGAAAUGAAAUCCAACAAGAAAACAGCACUGGACCUCCAAGGAUAUUGACUGACAUUUUCUGUGGACAAGAGUGGAACAGAAUAUGCUGAACUGAAACCCUUUUUUGAUGUAGUCCCAAUGUGUAGCAACCAAAUCAUUCUGGCAUGAAUGUGAAUUUUUUGUAAAUCAUCAGGAGGCAUAUUGAACUGUAGGGGAAAAAAAAAAAAAGCAGUUGUUUAGAA